Messenger RNA from Spirometra erinaceieuropaei, 375 nucleotides. The record is from the annotation of a GenBank genome assembly. Lineage: Eukaryota; Metazoa; Platyhelminthes; Cestoda; Diphyllobothriidea; Diphyllobothriidae.
AUGCGAAUACCCAUACUGGAAAAGAUUGCCUUCCUCCAACAUGAACCGGUGUUUUGGCGACCUUACGUUGACGACACGUUCGUCAUCGUAAAGAAGGACAUGCUGCAACAUUUUCACAGCCUGCUCAACGCAGUCUUCCCGGAUAUAAAAUUCACGAGAGAAGAAGAACAGGAGCAGCAGUUGCCCUUCCUGGAUGUGCUCGUCAGACGAAACCUUAACGGUGAACUUGAAACGACGGUUUAUAGGAAGGCAACGAACACCACACAGCUUGAUCAGAAGAAGAAGCGAUCGCUGGAACAAUGGCUUUAUUCGCCUGACGUUUCGGAUUCUCUCUUGAAUCCAUCAUCAGAGACAGUUGCAGAAAAGGGUGGUUAG